Messenger RNA from Ilex paraguariensis (yerba mate), 336 nucleotides. Lineage: Eukaryota; Viridiplantae; Streptophyta; Magnoliopsida; Aquifoliales; Aquifoliaceae. The record is from the annotation of a GenBank genome assembly.
AUGACAUAUCAACCAACGUGUGAUUGGUAUGGGCGUCGACACUUAGGAGGAGGACUUGUCAUAUCUCAUCAUGAACAAAGUUUAGAAUUGUUUUCUCCUUUCUUCAUAAAAAAAGGGUGGACAAUGAGAGUGAAAUGUGAUGUCCCUGCCAGACUUAACUGUCAGAUAGUGCUCACUGGAAAAGCCCUCCUGAAGAAUUUGGAUUCACAAGCAUUUUCUAAGGACAACCUAAGCCACAUAAACCUUGUCACAUCUCACCAAAACCAAAAUGUCAAUACGAGAAAGUGGUGUAAGAUAGCAGAGAAUUGUUUUGAGACAGGAAAGGAAAGGACAUGA